Penicillium waksmanii is the source of this 261-nucleotide messenger RNA. RefSeq lists its product as uncharacterized. The transcript has a single exon. Lineage: Eukaryota; Fungi; Ascomycota; Eurotiomycetes; Eurotiales; Aspergillaceae. The record is from RefSeq and is a predicted model, not a curated record. Bases 1 to 261 code for a protein of 86 amino acids.
AUGAAACAGAUGGUCAUACAAGACGACCAGAAAUAUCUCAUCAAACAAGGCACAGACACCAACACCAACACCCCUUCCCUCGACACAGCUUCCAUCCUCAAACCGAUACAGUCAAUCACCACAAACGCACAAGUUUCACAAAAGGCCUCGUGCCCGGAUGCACGCGCAGAUGCGAUAUCAAACACCCGACGAAUCGAGCCUCCCUUCGUCGUCGUGCAACAGGCAAAAGAACCGGAACCGAACCGGUCGCACGGAGUUUAG